GGUAUGUGUGUGUGUAUAUGUGAGUGUGUUUGUGAGUGUGUUUGAGGCUCGUCGAGCAGCAGGGGAACUUGAAAACUUCCCUGCUUUCCGCGAGGCGGAUCUGUGAUCGAAGACUCAGCGAUCGGGAGCCGAAUCGGCUGCUUUACAGUCCCGCUGUGAUCGACAGAGGAGGACCGGGUCCGGUUCUCAGAGCGUUGGAACGAUUUCCGGCCAACAUGGAUGAUUUAGAUGCUUUGUUGGCGGACCUUGAGUCCACAACAUCCCACAUUUCCAAGCGUCCGCUCUUCCUGUCUGACGAGACUGCCUACUCCUUGCCUGUUGGGGGUCAGAACCAGCAAGACCUCUGUUCUCCACCCCAAGUCCCACCCACGUCCUCUGAGCUAAACGGACUUGAUGAAACAGAGUCCUUCAGCUCAGCUCAAAGAGGCCCGUGGUCUGGAGAUAGCAGCAGUCCAACUCGACCCAUUGGUGAAGAGGACCACGUGUACAGUUUCCCUAAUAAGCAGAAGAAUAGUGAGUCAUCAGCUGUUGCCAUGAACUCAUCCUUGGGCAGCAACCUGUCUGAGCUGGACCGCCUGCUGUUGGAGCUCAACGCUGUGCAGCAAAGCACCCCUGCCUUCCCCACAGAAGAAGAAGCAGCUCCCCCACUGCCUGCCAGCAGCAUCAUCCACCACGUUCAGGAGAACGGAGUCUCUACUUCAGGCAAGGUUGCUCCACCUGUAUUGGAGAAGCCCAAACGCAGCGCUGCAGCUCGGGGAAUAGGGGAUGUACGACCAAGUGUGGAGAGCCUUCUGGAUGAGCUGGAAAAUUCUGUGCCCUCUCCCAUUCCCACACCGUCGGUUGUGUCAGACGAACACACAGAUGGACAAGAGGAAACUCCAGCACAGCAGCAAGCCAGAAUGUCUGCCUCCUCUGCCACACGAGAGCUGGAUGAGCUAAUGGCCUCCCUAUCUGACUUCAAGGUCCAAAGCAAUAUCCAGUCCCAGGGAAAGACUUCUCCCACCGGUGCCCCGAAACCAGCCAACAAGCUGGACAACAUGCUUGGAAGCCUGCAGUCCGACCUCAACCGACUCGGAGUCCAGACGGUGGCUAAAGGUGUCUGCGGAGCCUGCAAGAAACCCAUCGUUGGGCAGGUGGUGACUGCCAUGGGCAGAACGUGGCACCCCGAGCACUUUGUGUGCACCCACUGCCAGGAUGAGAUCGGCUCGAGGAACUUCUUUGAGCGCGAGGGGCAGCCUUUCUGUGAGAAAGACUACCACAGCCUGUUCUCACCGCGAUGCCACUACUGUAAUGGACCCAUACUGGAUAGAGUAGUGACCGCUUUGGACAAGACUUGGCAUCCAGAGCAUUUCUUUUGUGCCCAGUGUGGAGCCUUUUUCGGGCCAGAAGGUUUCCAUGAGAAGGAUGGAAAGGCGUUCUGCAGAAAGGACUACUUUGACAUGUUUGCCCCUAAAUGUGGUGGCUGUGCCCGUGCCAUCCUGGAGAACUACAUCUCAGCUCUCAACUCACUGUGGCACCCUGAAUGCUUCGUCUGCAGGGAGUGCUUCACGCCAUUCAUAAACGGCAGCUUCUUUGACCACGACGGCCAGCCGUACUGCGAGUCGCACUACCACGAGCGCCGCGGCUCGCUGUGCUCCGGCUGCCAGAAGCCCAUCACCGGCCGCUGCAUCACAGCCAUGGGCAAGAAGUUCCACCCAGAGCACUUUGUGUGCGCUUUCUGCCUUAAGCAGCUCAACAAGGGCACCUUCAAGGAGCAGAACGACAAGCCCUACUGCCAAGGCUGCUUUGGUAAACUCUUCAGUAAGAGUUUUUGUGUAUAAAUGUGUUCGUACACCCGUCUACACAUUAAUUGUACAUGUCUGAAUGCACUCACAUGUCUAGCCAUGUAUGAGUCGGUGAAAUGUUUUUUGAGAAUGAGUUGGUGCACUGGUGGAUCACAUCAUUAGGGUGAGAGAUGUCUCAAGAGUAUUGACCCUUGGUAUGGAAGGGACUUCCCUGGUUGUCCAACCUCUCAGGCUUUGCAUUUCACACUUUUGCUAAAGACAUUUUUAAGAAAGCCCAAAGAGAUUUUUAUUUAGAGUUUUUCCUCCUGUGUGCAGUGAAGAAAAUACGCUCAUUUCCCCCUUGUGUACAUAUAUGAGCGUCAAAUCAAGACUUCUUCAGAGCGCUGAUUUGUAAAUGAUUUAAUUCCCCCAUUGCAGGGCAAGCCCUUGCACCCUAUGAUGGUUCUAUGCUGAUAUGCUGAGACAGCUGCUUAAUUGCAUGGACCAUGGAGAGUUGACUUAAAGCAGUUUUAGAAUAUGUUGAAUACACAGUGCUCGGCCAAUGAGUGGAAUAAUCCAUGACAAAGAUGUAUUUUUCUAGCUUUGGAAACUAUUGAGGUGCCAUUUCAAAUUAACCAUGAAAAUACUCCAGACGUACGCACACACACACACACCGAACUCCUCCAUCUUCUUCUCCACUUCUUUGAAAUACCAGUUCAAACUCUUUGCACACUCCACCCACAGAUCUCUUGAUGAGACCGUCUUAAGGUGCAUUUUACAGGUGGCGGCAAGAUAUUAGCUAGUCCUUAUUUUUCUACUGUUUUACUAUGAAAUUGAACCCAGAUGUUUUCAGCAUACAUUACAUUCACAUUUGUGCUCUUGUAAGUGAAUUAUUUCCCAUUGGGAGUGAGAUCAAACGCAAGUCUAUAUACAUAUAUUGAACUUUUGUCCCCCCGGAUAAACUUGUACUUUCCUACCGCGAAGUGUGCUUUGUGUCAUUUACAUUAAUAAUGUUCAAAUCAAAUGAAACGGUAGUGACUGAUGAUGACAAAAAGUAGCUCAAUAAGAAUAACGUGUUAUGGUCAAUAAUGUUGAACUUAUCAUGUAAUUUAAAAACAAGCCAAAACAAAGUUGAUUGUCUUUACUCCACUUUAAAAGUAGAGAUUUUCGUGAUUUAUGUAGUUCAAUUCAGAAUAAAUGAUUCUUCCGUUCACCAUCUUUUCCAUGUUUUACAAUUGCUACUGUUGUGAAUUUAUCACUGUAUUGAAUCUAUUAAAAACCCUGGUUAAAGAUUAACAACAUGGCUGUGGAUUAAAAGCAUGCUUUCUUAUACGUGGACUUUCAUCAGCACUAGAUGCCACUCGCUGUUACAAUCAGAAUCUAAAUUUGUAUACCUGUAACAUGCUCGACUUUGCGACAGAACUGUGUUUUUGUCACUGUUUUGAUGAAAAAAAAUAUAUUUUUGAGCGGUUUGGACUCGCACCGAUAUGCAAAGAGCUGGCUCUAUUGGCAUGCAGGCCAACAAUAGUUGACCCUGUUCUCACACACGAGUACCAGCUUUGAUUCCAGUGCGUCAGACUUCCAAGGAAACGCAGCCCUUAUUAUUUUCAUUUUGAGUCAUGAACUAUGAUCCUGCUGUCUGAGCUGAGGUCAGUACUUGGCUCACUGAUGGAAGCUGGAUGUUGGUGUUAGCUGGUCAGGAAUCAGAAUACAACACCAAGCCAGGGCCAAGCCUCAAGCAAUUACACCUAGAUGUUGUGACUCAUUUCAUCUUUAUUUUACCUGAAGCUCUGUUUUGUUACGUGAGACAAUGAGUGUUAUAUUACUUGUCUUUUGAUUCACUAUGUGUGCACAGAGUGAAUACGCAGCAUCUACAUUCAGAUUGUUUUUACUUUGAGAUGAUGUUUAUCUUGUGCCAAAUGUGUCAAUGCAAUAAGGUCUUAUACACUGUGGAGUUCUCAACCUUUAAUGCGAUUUGACUCUUUAUGGGCUGAACUCUGGGGGAGCUUUCGUCUGCCGUGGUGCAUCUUAACACCUGAUAGUUUACACUGUAAUAGACGAGCCAAGGAGAAACAGUCCACACCGAGUCAUUCAGCAGAAAGUAAAGCAUACACUUGUGGCUGAUUCAGAUUUACAGGAAGUAGCGGGGGGUGGGGGGGGGAAUACAUAGGAAUUGUGAGUUAACUUUGCCUCGUGUAUAUGUAUGUGCUUACAGUAUACUGCCUUAUAGUUUUUGAUCCUGUCAAAUAAUUCAUUUAAAAAAAAAAAAUCUAUUUACUGUUAAUGACAUUAAGUGAACUUUGUAAAUGGAGACAUUCAUGUGAAAUUUUACCAUUUGAAUUUUCUCAUGAGCCACACAUUUGUGUGGGUGGGGUGUAAGCCCAUGUGGGUCCUGAUUACUGACUGAUUAUUGUAACUGCUGCAAAUAAAAUAAGUACUUUAUUUCUGG
This is a messenger RNA of Anarrhichthys ocellatus (wolf-eel), 4212 nucleotides long. It is a transcript of the gene pxna, whose product is annotated as paxillin a. Gene Ontology annotation, biological process: transforming growth factor beta receptor signaling pathway; endothelial cell migration; substrate adhesion-dependent cell spreading. NCBI's taxonomy places the organism in Eukaryota, Metazoa, Chordata, Actinopteri, Perciformes, Anarhichadidae. The transcript has 11 exons. The coding region runs from base 216 to 1820 and encodes 534 amino acids. The record is from RefSeq and is a predicted model, not a curated record.